Fulvia fulva is the source of this 2052-nucleotide messenger RNA. RefSeq lists its product as uncharacterized. The transcript is spliced from 4 exons. Lineage: Eukaryota; Fungi; Ascomycota; Dothideomycetes; Mycosphaerellales; Mycosphaerellaceae. Bases 1 to 2052 code for a protein of 683 amino acids. The record is from RefSeq and is a predicted model, not a curated record.
AUGGUCCAUAUACCUCAGCGCAACAUGAAAAGCCAGAUGAAGAGAGACCGUGUACAAAGUGUAGACAAACAAAAGCGGAUGGAGUCGAUUCGACGCUCGUGGGAGUUGACUGUUAUGCAAGCUCUCGCCCGCAAGAAGAUUAAUGGCCAAUCCUUUCUUGUCAAUACCGACAGUGAGGGGAAUGUCACCAAUGUUCAGGUUCAGUCCUCGGCACUGUCCACCAGAAGCCAGGGCACUGGGUCGUCAAGACACGACCAGACCUCAGCUAUGGAUCAAGAUGAGGACUCCACCGACGACGAAUUGUUCAGCCAACCGAUUACCAGAGCGAGGGGCAAACGGGCUAGCCGAGCCACCAGAUGUCGUGAUCGCUCUAUCGUGCGUGGCAAUACCACACGCAAGUCAGCAUACCCAUACCCGCAGCCAACUGCGGCGUUGACUUCGGAAUCCGAUGACGAGCCUCCUAUCCCACCACGCAAGCAGCACAAGUCCUUCCAGAUCCAGGAUGAGCAAGCCGUCAAGGACUUCCUGCACAGUCGAUUGAAGGGCAUGCAGCAACUUGCUGAUAAGAAGAUCGCUAAGGCAUGGAUCAAGAGCAUCUGCCCCAAGAAGCAAGCCAACUUUCCAUACCAGAACAAAAAGACCGGGAGUGAUGGACGGGUCCGCGAGCAGCCGCCGAAAGUACCAGGAUGGUGGCCAGAUACAGAGGCCUGUCGUUUCAUCGAACCUGACCACAUCAAGAGGACUGAGCGCAUGGACUUGUGUCUCCAUCUUCUUCGUCUGCGACCUGACCCAGAACAGCUCAGGAUCUGGAAUGAAGACAAGACAGAGCCGAAUCCUAUUCACGAGUACCAAGGAUGGACUGCCUUCCUGAAGGAUUCUGCUGGGGCCGAGAUCUUCGAUGAGCUGCCGAAGGAGGACAAAGUUCGCACAGAGAAGAGGAAGUACUUGAUGGAGCAGAUGUAUGAUGUUGCUCAAUUUGAGCAAGACUUCCUCGACGGCGGGGUUGACGGGACACAGGAGUACACGUACGAAGACAACGAAGAGGAGAAGAGACUGGCCCCCGUGAAACGAGCUCGCUCUGUGUCGGCCAACUUCUGCGGCGAUAGAGCGUCCAGACAGUCGUCUGCAUCUGUUGGUUGCAUGCGUACAAAACGUGUGCGACAAGUCACGCCUUCGAAUGCGUCCAUCUUGGUGCCGAGCCAGGUGCAGACACAGAAAGUGGAGUUCGAACAGCCGGAGCUGGAAGCACCAGAGCAUAUUCAGACCCGAGAACAAUCUGUCGAGCGAUUCUUCGACUUCACGCAAGCCGAUCACGGGUACGACUCCGUGAUGGCGGACAACUUCUGCACCAGCAAGGCAGAAGGUCGAUCAAGGCGAAGCAACCCCUUCAUUGGCCAUUGCGAGGUCGUGGAUCUCAAGCGCGAGCCCAGUGUUGAGCAUAACCGGCAGUUCCAGCCACAAUCACCACAGUACCAGCAACAAUGGGCGAAGUACGAGCAGGACCCCAUGCAGUGGACUGCCCAGCCUCCAGCCGCCAGCUCUUUCAUGCCAAGCCAGGGCAACCAUUUGGCAGGUACGGAAGCUUAUCACCACCACUCACAGCCUGCAUCCACGAACUUCCCAGGUCGGCAGGACUUCGUCUUCCCGCAAUUUCCAGCACCAGGAAUGAUCCAAGUCCAGCAGAUCAACCAGAUUCCCGAGCCGCAGUUCCAAGCCCCGCCCAACACACCGAUAUACUCACCCCAAAGCAUGGCCCCCGUGCCAUUGAACAGCUAUGUCCCGUUCGACAGCCAUCUUUCCCAGGAGGCACCCUACACCACAAGCAUGGCGCCGAAUCAGUUCUUUAUGCCAGCAUUCGAGACUAGCGUUCCUGCUUUCCAUCCACCAACGACGGCAGCGCCGCAGCAGAUCCAUCAAGAGCCAGCUCCAAGCCACCCACAAUACCACCAUCAUCAGCAGCCGCAGCAAGGUUUGGCCCAGCGCCAUAUCAUCCCGACGCGUUAUCACGGUCUACCUUUCACCCAAUCCAACGGCUGGCCAGCGUCACAGUGA